Molecule: messenger RNA, 17152 nt
Organism: Gallus gallus (chicken)
Lineage: Eukaryota; Metazoa; Chordata; Aves; Galliformes; Phasianidae
Gene: ELFN1
Product: extracellular leucine rich repeat and fibronectin type III domain containing 1
Exons: 5
Coding region: 13987-16392 (801 amino acids)
Cellular component (GO): plasma membrane
Molecular function (GO): protein binding
Source: RefSeq, a predicted model, not a curated record
GCCCGCCUGGAGGGGCGCGGGGAGCCGCAGCCGCGGGUGCGCCCGCCGCCCCUCGCCGCACCUCGGGGCUGUGCGCGUCGCCGACCGCCGCCGGAGCAGCUCCAACCAUGAUCAGUGCAUAAAUCUACCUUCAACGCAGGAUGCUGGAGAGGUACCAAGGGAGAGCAGCGUGCUCCUGGCUGCGUGGUGAGAAGGGAAGGAUGCACACACAGUUCCAACACCAGUGGUGACCUUCCUGCAGGACCCCCAAUGCUGUGCCCAGUGUGCCUCGCAGCCACCACACACACCAACUAGCAGACCUUCAUGACUUCAGCAGGAGCCAGCAGCAACACGCAGGCACAAAGAUAUACUAAACUGCAAGUGAACAAAAGUUGGGAUGCACAGCAGGGGGGAAACAAGCAGGGAGAAUUCUGCACUUUGCCAGCCCCCUUCCCGGCCCCGCAGGCCAGCAGCAAGCUUUGCUCCUUGCAGAAAACAAAGCCAGGGAGAGCCCAGCUCCUCUGUUUCCAUCCCUGCCCAGGGGUGGUACAAACUCACACAGGCACUGCUUCAAUCAGGAGAGCUUCUGCUGAGUCAGCUCCGCUGGAGACUUGGCCUUUCCAAAAGACCGCAGCUCUCAGAAACCUUGGCCAACAUUUUAUGGGUAAAUAUAAAAUGAAUUAGGAGGCAGGUUUUGAAAUAAAGGAUUGCUCUUGGAAUCCGGUGGUAAUCAUCAUCUCUCCUGAGAACACAGCAUCUCUCAAUCUUUGGCCAGCAGUGCGCACUCAGCAGCACCGCGCUGCCAGCGGAAGCAGUGCUGCUCUUGGACAAGCGCGUGCCUUCCCUUUUGUUUUUGCCUCUCAGGUAGCAAGAACCCUCUGAGCCAAUUGGAAAACACCUCAGGGUAAUCUCCUCACUCAGAAAAUGGUGCUUCAACUCCAUCUAAUUGUUUGGAAGGGAAGAGAUUGAGUUCACUGAUGUUUUCAGCAAGGACGUUAUCAAACAGGUUUCGUUUGGACUAUGUCAUUUCAGCAAUACCCAUGGGGCACUGCUGGGGCACUCUGCUCUGUUUGUGUUGCAAUAGGAUGGCCGAAAUAGAUGGGAAAAAAAAUAGAUCCAUUUUCAAGUCUUUUUUCACUGCAAGAAAAAUGUCGACUGGUGCCCUCAAUUUGCCACAGAGUCAUGUUUCGCUGUCGUGGAAGUUCUCACAAGACAAAGUGGCUGGGAUUCCUCCCCCCAGCAGUGAUUGCUGCAGCGUGACCUUGCUUUGGGAAAUGCAGCAACACCAAACCUCGUGUCAAAGGCACUGCAGGGACACGGAAGCACAUCGGCCUCUCCCCACGGCGAUCCCAACCCAACAGAACCCCUCUGCCUCCAAGAGCUCUGCUGCUGUUCUCUGCCCAGCUUCAGCCUCUCCGGUUUUGUCCCGGUGUCUAACCUGAUUUCUCUUGCUGUAAUUUAAGCCGAUUAUUUCUUGUCCUGUCCACCAUGGACAUAAAGAGCAGAUUAUUCUCUUCCCCUUGGCAGCAGCCUUUUAAGCACUUGAAGACUGUUAUCACAUCUCUUCUCCCAUCAUCUCUUUUAGGCUAAAUAACCCAGUUCUUUCAAUCUUUCUUUGUAGGUCAUGUCUUGUAGACCUCUGAUCAUUCUCACUGUUCCCUGCAUGCUGACUGCAGUGUUGCUGCCUCCCUUCUGACAUGAGCUGCCGACACCAAAAUUUGCUCCAGUGCAGACCUCAGAAGCACUGAAUGGCAAGAGAGAUGAUGUGGUGAGCCUGGGUAGGCCGUGCUGCUGCUCGCAUCUCCCGGGGCACUGUGCCUCUUGAUGCGACACUGAUAGCUCAUGUUCAGCUCAUGACCCUCUAUAAUUCCCAGACCUCUUUCUGAGGAACUGUUACCAAUUGCCUGCAGGCCUUUUGGGACUUUUAGGUGAAUAGGAAAAGGAAGCGAUGGAGUUUUCUGGAUGUGUUCUCCAGUGCUUGUCAGUCUCCUCUAAAUCCUCAUUUUGGUUGGUUCACGUACUCAGAAGACACUCUUGGUCGGGCUUUGAUGAGGCUGUAUAUGACACCUGGGCUGGAGCUCUUUGGUCCAUGCUGAACAGGCUUUUCCAAUGAUCUUUUCAGUUGCUGGCUCCUGCUUCCUCUUAAUUUCCAGUGUUUUAUCUCUCUCAUGCAAGUCAUUUCACGGUCUAAGACAUGCUUGUGUUAAACACAGGAUAAUCAUAAUUUUAUGCAAGAAAAAAAAAGAAUUCAUAAUUUUCUGCAGUCCACAGGGCACUGAAAAGCAGACCAGCAUGGCCAGGCCCCAACCCAGCAGCUCUGUUUGAGUGAGCUGGGUGUUUUUCCACGACCAUAUUUUUUUUUUCCUUGGAAACUGAAAAUUUCUGUUUGGAGGGACUCAGUGGUGGAAUGCUGAAGGUUGCACCCUGGGGCUUAGAGCUGAGGGCACUCAAUGUGGGGACUCCACACAGUCUCGGGGUGUUGCUGCUCAAUAGGUCACAGGGAGGAGGGGAAGGAGAGUGCCAAGCACCAGGUGAACCUCUGAGCCUGGAUCUGUGUGCAAACCCCUCCUGCUGCCUCUCCUGCUCUGGGGCUAUCCCAGCUUUGUUGCUGUGCAUGCAGCAGCUCUGGAAACCUCAGCCAUGGGCAAGGUCUCGAGGGGAGCAAAAUGCAGGUCACUGCUGGGACAGACUCUCCAGGCAAGGCAGCGCACACAAAGGUACUUGCGUGAUGAUAGUAAUUAAUGUGGACGUUGCUGGUAGUGGCAGAGCUGAUGCUUUAAGUGCAUAGAGGCAGGAAAUGAACCCCAUCAAUUUUUAAGAAGUCAGCUGUUUCCUGGGGCAGCUGUAGAGGUGGGAAGGACAGGAGCUGGGUAUCUGUGGGGCAGUGCCUGCCCAUGGCCAGCAGCUGGCAGAGGGGAAGCGCUGCCCUCCCACCCCAUAGGAUGGAGCUGCCUGUGGGAGAGGGCCCUGCAAAGCUGGAAAUAUGCUAGCAACGCUGUGUGUGGCAGUGGGUGAGAUCACUCCAUCAGAAGGUGUAUUUGCAUGGUGAUGGGUUAGGUGAGGGUCUCGGCGUUGCUGGUUGAAGCUAUUCAAUCCAUGCUUCCAGUGGGUCCCAAUUCAGCAAAACAUGUUCAGCUGUGAGUGACAGCAUUUCCACAGCAAAGCCUUCCCAUGCAGUGGAAGAACCCUUCUUGGCUGGGACCUGAGGGGUGCUCCCAUUAUUUGGGAAACAGCCCUGUUUUCCCCCAAACCCAGCAGUCUUUUGUUCCCAGUCCCCACAGGGUCAGGACAGAGACUGUCGCAGAGCGGGUGUUUUUAAUGGACUGGCUGCUCUCUUCCUUUGCAGUUCUAAUUACACUGUAUAUUUUGGAAAUAAAAACGUCCUUUUUGAUAAUAUCAGUCAGGAAAGCUCUCCAGCAUUUCCAAGUACAGAGAGGGGGAGAGGCAAGUGAUCAAAGACUAGCUGUAAUGAGCUGUCAGAGGCAAGCCCAAGGUGACUGGGGGCAGAAGGACCAUCACCACGCUGGCUCACAAUGCUCAGCCAGCUCCCUGCUCCCCAUCCCCGUUAUCUGGGGCUGUGCACCCCAAACACACAAUGCUGCUGAGAGAUACAGUCUUUGCUUGUGGGCACCAUGGUUUAAAUACACACAGCGGAGGAAGAGAUGCUUACCUUGCUGUAGCAGACAGGACGAACACACACCAAGACCAAGAGCCAGGGGUGAAAGCAUCCAGUUACUCUCAGAUUGGUGGAAGUAGUGCAAGAAUCGUCCGCUGGGAGAGGAGCAGUCUUUGCAGCAGGCAGAGAUCUAGGGCACUGAUAAGUGUAAAUCUAGGGCAUCAAAGAGCAGAGAUCUAGAUCAUCAAGGAACAGAGAGCCAGGAUGAGGAGAAUCAGAGAUGCAGGGCAUGGAGGAGCAGAGGUGUUGGUAAUCAAGGAGCUGAGAUGUAGGUAAGCAAGAAGCAGAGAUAGAGGGCACGGAGGAGCAGAGGGCGGCGAUCAAGGGCAUCAAGAAGAGUUGCUCUUGGGCACUGAGCACUGGGGAUCUGGGGCACUGAGGUGUGAGGCACGGUCCAUCUCAGAGGGACGCUGCCAGCAUCACUCACCGCUCGAUGCCAGGUGUCACGCAGGAAGGUGGAGAAGAGCCCUGGAGCUGGGUGCAGCCAUGCACGGCCUUUCACAGCGCAGCAAACAUUCAUGACCAACUCCAGAGUUUGCAGCGAGCUCACAGGGUUGCUCAGGAUGGCUGAGCCACGACAGACUGCUCCAAAGGGACAGCAGAGUGCCGUCAGCAGGUGGGAAGGAGCCAUCACCAGCAGCAGUAAACAUGACCUGCCUGAAAAAUAGAGUCACGUUAACAGUUAUUGAUCUAUAACUUUUAACCAAUUUCUUUUUUACAAUAUUGAAUUGAGUCCUAAUUUUAGCUUUUUAUGUUCGGCGCGAGGCAUACUCCAUUCCAUCAGCAAAAAACAGCCCCUGUGGGCCAAUCUGCGCCUUCCAUUGAGCUGAAUGAUAGAGGGCUGGAACAAUAUUUUUCGACAGAUCAGUUCCUGUUCAGGGUAGCAGUGGCCAUUAUGCAAAUGGAGCUAUACGAAGUUUAAAAGUCUGGAACCAUCGUAUUUCUUUAUUUCAUUAACAUCAACGCAAGCAGGAGAGUUAAUACGACUGAACCGUCCCAUUCCAGGGCUUGCACAGAGCCCUUCCCCCAUCACUUAACCAGAUUGGUGAUCUCCCCUCACGGGCACUCCUGGGUGCAGCUGGGAUGCUGGGGGAGAAAGGGGGAAGAGGGGAAAAAAACAAAUCAGUAAAUAGGGCCCUGUUUCCCUCUGACUCCCAGGGAUUUUGCUUCCUCCCACCUCCAAGAAGCUGUGCAAGAUCUACAUGGUGUCCUCCCCCCUGAUUCAAUGCAUUGGGCAGAGGCACCCUGGCACGCAUGCUAGAUUGAGAUUUACAGGAGAAGGCACAGAGCACGAAGAAAGCAGUGUUAACCUCUUCUCCUCCUGCUGUGGUGCUGGACACAUUUUCCCAGCUCAGCAGCAGUACGAUGAGCUGAGGUCUGAUACAAUACCAGCACUGGUGUUAUGAAGUGGAGAGAUCUGUGCUCCAGCACAUGCCCUGAUGCUCGGGCAGCAGCCACAUCUCCUCCUCCAUCACAUCAGCAUUGUAUCACUACCACAACCAUACACUGCAUAGUUAUGCACCCCCACAAGGCACAGACACGCUCACUGAAACAGCAGUUCAGAAGGAUGCGCACCCCUCUUGGUGGCCCCAUUCAGCCGAGCACAUUGGCAGCUAUCUAAUUGGUAAAGAGCUGGCUAAGGCACAGUGCUCUCACACCAGCACGGAAAUCUUGCACUGUGGGACACAAGACUUGCACUCAGCUCUUAGGGAAGGGAGUUGGCAAUACCUGGCUGGCCAUGAAAUCACCCACCCUAUGUGAUCCAGAACCUUGAGAGAAACCACCUCCUCUCUUCUAGCUGUAACUCGUUCAAAAAAGACACAAGCGUGUGCACACUCACUCACACACGUGUUUGCAUAGAUCCGGACAAAAAAAGAUCACUGUGUGCCGCGCUAAUGGAAGCCAGCACUACAACAGCUCCAUUACAAAUGGCAACGUCUUGGAGCGUUGCUGCUAAAGACUCUACCUUUCAGUGGCAAAACUUUUAAUUGAUUUUAAAAUACGCAAUCAAUCACGGUUAAUCAUGGAAUCAUGAAGAAGCUGUCGUACACAAAUAUACAAAGACAGCAUAUAAACCACAAUUAAUGACCACUUAAACAACAGUAGGAAUGAAAGUGGGAUUAUUUAUUAGCGCUCAUGCCCAGUAAUGGAUAAAGUAAUGAAGCAGUAAUGUGGGGGUGUGCCAGAAGGCAAAGAUUUGAAUUUUUAACACCAAAUGGCUGUAAGUGACAUUUUCAUGGACAGGUCAAUGCUGCACUUCAGGGCAAUCAUCCCAGAGGAAGGCGACAGCACAGCUCCAGGUAGUCCAACCAGGAUUUAGCACAAAAUACUCUUUGGCCUAAGCUGGCUUUAUGCACACCCACAGGGCAAGACACUCAAGCCACGGCCGUGUCCUCCCAGUGCAUGCACUGACACAACCCUACGCCUGCAUACUGCUUCAUGCUGCACACAGGGCCACCAUUCUGCAAGGGCAGAAGCGUGGAGUGGCACAGCAGGGUGCAGAUGCCAGGUUUGCUAGGCUUUAUCACCAGGUAGCUCCUAACAUUCAUACCUCAAGCCACAACGUUACUGCACUGCUGGAAUUUAGGGCUGGAGGUCUGAAAAGGUGCUGAUGGCAGCUCAUAGCCCAGACACACAUCUUCCCAGGGGCUCAGCAUGCUGCAGCCCUCCCUGUGAGCCCAGCCUCACCCCUCUCCUCCACCAUCUCCUUUAUUGGCUUGCGAGCUGGCCUCAGAAUGUUUUAUCACACCACAGCACAUAAUACAAAUGAAAAACAAAGGGGAAAAGUUUGAAUCUUUUUUUUUUUUAAUAUAUUCAUCCCUGUGCAAGGAACAAUGAUCCAUCUGAUUAAAUCUGCAUGCUGGAGUUUAUUAAACCAGGUUGGCCUCUCUCACUUUCUCUCUCCUUUAGGCAUGGACAAGCUCAUUAAAAUGAACACGCUUCGCUCCCUCCCCAGGGCAAUGCCACUUCACACUGUCUCUGUGCUGCUAUCUCAUAGGCAUCACCAGGAGCUGAUGGAUAGGGCCCUGCAACUCAGCCCUUGCUGGCAGCUGGCAGCAGCACAGCAGCUGAGCCUGGGUGUGACUUUCUAGCAAAGGGUAGGAGAUGCUCACAAAGUGCCUCAUAGCUACCAUGAGCGUGCAGCCAAGGGUGUGUAAGGCAAAUUCCAAUAAAAAUAGAAAUGAUGGAGUUGGGUGAUGGGAGAGCAAGGACUGCCCACCUUGCUGCAGCACCUGAUGGGCUGUUUACCUCUCCAGGGGCUCAGUUUCUCAGCUGUAGAGCUGAGUCAGAUGGCUUCUCCCAUUAGAAUAAUUAACAGGUAAGAAGUACUUUGACUCCCAUGCUAAGAAUAAAACUAUUACCAAUGCCAAGGUGUAAAAGACUGCAUCAUCUCCAUGCUGUUAGACACACCUGGGACCAGGUCCCCAAACAGGCCUCUGAGGCUGCAGGCAGCCACCUUUCCUGCUCUCCUUGGACCACCGCAGGGUCUCCAGCCUUCCCAGGCACCCUCACAGUGAGGCGUUGCCAGCAGGCCAGCAUUUGCUGCACUCCUCUUCCUCCUUGGCAGCCCUUCAGAUGCAACCUAAGUCUGUUACACCCUGGCGAUAACAGUGGCUUAGGCCAUAUAAUCCCUCCUUUACUUGACUUUGGGUUAUUUUGAGCAGGAGAUUAAGGGAGAUUAUCUGCAUCACCUGAGAUGCUACACUUUCUAUCUCUACGCCCUUCCCUCCAUCGCUGGGGCUCACCCCAGGCAGUAGAAGCCCUCCCUCCUUCCCCCAUCCUCCCAUCCUGGAGCACCGCCACGUGGUGGUGCAUCACCAGCUUCUUUUUGUGGCCCUCCUCCAGCCACCCUGCAUGCCCAGAUCCUGGGCUGGGCCUGGGGAUACUCCUCCAACAUGGGAAAAGGAAGGCAGGACACAUCAGCACACUGAAGCACUAAUUGGGAUUAUCUCUUCAUCAGCCUUCUCCUUGGGGAGAUGGUGUCAGAAAGACUCAGAAAAUGCCUUUUUGGGCAUUAGGAACUUGCAACGUGGGUCACUGGAUUUAACAGCAGCCACUUGUCUCCAUCUGCAGAGGAUUUCACAUUUAGAGCAUCCCACACCAUACAAAUCACAGCUACCUGGGAAAAGCACUGAAGCCUGCAUUUCAUGCCCAAGGAGGAAUCCCCAUCCCCUGGCAGCAGCAGCAAUGGGCAUCACCCAGCCAAUGCAGCGAGCUCCUUUCCAUGUUUUGGGGACCAUGUGCUGCUCUCCAGCUCACUUCAGCUUGGAUUUAGCAAAGCACUUUAGUGCUUAAGUGCUGGUUUGAAUUCCUCCCAAAGCCUUGCUGAAAUCAGCAGCUUUGAUGUAUCAAGGUCUAAACCAGCAGCACUACCAGCAGUGACCAUGAGAGCCAAUUCCCUUUCCUACCCGAAGGAAAGGGAGAAAUGCUUGAGGAUCCCCGGGGUGGGGAGCAGCUACCAAGAAGCAAUAGUUCCCCCAGAAAGCAAACACAUGUGGCAUCCCACCAAGACACGGGCAACCCAUGCUCACGUUCAUGGCAAGCUCACACCUUCCUGGGCUGUUUUUCCUCAUUUCAGACUACACCAGGCUCGAAUCCAUCUGCCACCCUGGAAAUUAAUAGCAAUCAUUAAACAAAAAGAGCUGGCAAAAAGAAGCCUGAGGUGAAAAGCAGCCAUUUCUGCCAGAAAAAAAAAAUUAAAACUAUUUAGACAUACAGAAAGUCAUUUAUUACUGUGAAGUCCUCCCUCCACCUGGGGUUUAAAUCUCAUUACAGUUUGUCCAAAACAGAUGUUACCCUUUUAGCAGUAGAUUAUUAACGAUAAACUCAAUUCCUCCAGAGAGGGUGGGUGUUCUGGGUUCACUUGUUUUUUCAACUUGGGUAACCUCCACAUGAAAUGUUUAUGAAAAGGACAGGCAAUCCAAGUCCUGGCAGAGCUCCCUGCUUCUAUUGUCUUGUACUCUCUGAAGUUUGCCUUUUUACUCACCACAUCUUUUGUAGGUCUACAAAUGAGAAGGGAAAACGCAGUGGCUCAGACUGUGACCACAGACACUGCUGAGGAGCAGGCAUGAUGCUGAGGAAGGGCUUUCACAUGCCACAAGCCCUGCCAAUGCACCAACAGCUUCUUCUGCUGCCCCUCCACCAGCAGUUAGGCAUUAACUAUGGUCAAGCCGCAACAGCAUCUCUUUGGAGCACAGCUUAUAUACAUAACUAAUUUCCCCACAGUUCUCUGCUUCUACCCACACGUUUUUGGGUAAGGCCAUUUGCUGGGUUCGAGGCCUGCUGACACCACAUAGGAGACCCAAUGGUCACUCUUGCCUGUGGCUGAGCAUCCUCUAUAGAUAACAAUGGGCUUUGCUUAUUCCCAUGAGUGCAUGGGCAUGCUUCAGCAGCAGAUCAGCUAACACCCAGUUUCACCAGUCAAGCCCCCAGUAGAGCUGUAUCGUUGUUCUGUUUAGAUUUAACAUAAACCUGCUGGGGAACCUAGAAGCCACAUUAACCAUGUUGUAAACACAAUCAGAUGAAACAUUAAUAACAGCUCCACACGAAUACAGCCAUCUGGCUGCCCAGCCAUCAUCCCAAGUGUUUCAGGUAGGAGGAAGCACAUCCUAGCACUCUCCAGGGACCCUAUUAAAUUGGUGUUCUCAUGGUGCCUCUUGGAGCAUGCCUGGGAAGCUUGCAUGUGCUACUGUUUUUCAGCUAUCAGUGAAACCAGUACCAGCAACUCAGAGCUCUCAGAAAACACUUUUGGCAACAUGUACAAAUCUUUUCUGCACCCCCAGGGAAGCAGCAAAGGCUCCGUUGUUGGCCACAUGCAUCUGCAAGUGCUCGGUGCUAGAAGAGAAGCAUUCCCCCAGCACAGCACUUCCCAAACCCCCAGGUCUUAUGGCUCAUACACAAACCCUUCAUGGAGCCCCGAGGGGAGCCCAUGUACAGCCCCAAGCAAACAGCAUGCUCACUGCGUGCUGGCAUGGGGUAUCCCUGGCACUGAGUCCAUUGCACGUCUGCUCGUGUUGUGUCAAAAGGAUGGCACAGUAACUGCAGGGGCUGCACUGUAGGGAGGAAAAUGCUGUAAGUUCAUGGCUGAAAUUAAGCUCUUCAACAGCAGCUGGGAUGAAUAAACAACAGCUGAGGUGAAUAAACACAUCCCAUGGGCUCUGCCCUCUGUCAGAGGGUAUAGCCACUGUUACAUCCUAUCCCUCCUCACCUCAUAUGUCAAUCUGCAACCUCUCAGACCCCAAAACCAGCUGUGCACACAAGUGGAACAUACAGGCCCACCAAACAGGGACACAUAUCCCUUGUCUCCAGCUCCUCCAAGCACUGUGGGGUGCAGUGAAGCUGAACACCCUGCCUUCCUGCAAACGGAGGUGAUUGUGGCAGGAGGGUUUGUGCUUUGAGUGCCAGAUGAAGGCAUGCUGUGCACUUAGGAAAUGUUCUUUGGUCUGUAGGGUUUGCCCUUUGCCCUUGGCAGCAUUAUAUAUGAACUUAAUUGCUUUUAGCCACAUCAGACUGAGCUACCCAUGUGGCCUCUAAGCCAUUACUGUCUCCCCUGAGUGCCAAUUCUAACAUAUAAUCCUAUCCAUAGCGUGUGCACAACAAGCACCUGGAAGUGAUGCCUCAGAGACACGGGCUGUUCUACAGCAACUGUGUCCAGGGUGUAUUUGCAGACUGCUAGUGAUUCCUGGCCAGAGGGAUCAGGUCAGGAGCAUCCCAUAAAGUUUUAGCAGGGGGUUGUUUGAGUGUCUACUUCCAUUACCAUCAUAGAUGUGCAACCUGUUACAGUGUUUUUCUCUAGAAACACAGCACCUGUUUGGUUUAGGAGGUGAGGACAUGGGCAGGGUUGUACAGGACCUAUUUUGAUCUAGGGAAGGAGAAGAGGGUCCGUCCUCCAAGAGCUGACAAACCUGAGCUGCUCCAUGUGCAGAAGCAGGGCCGUGCCGGGUAAGAUGUGUGUGGAAAGGGGUCAUGCUUGGUCUGCUCUGCAAUGCUGUUACCCUGAAUAAACAUUACAUUGGAUUUGGAGAGCUGCCCAGAUGAUCAUUAACCUCCUCCUGGCCCACGACAGGAAGCCAGCCUGCAGCAGGGAGCUAAAAUUAGGCCUGUAGGGCACUGGGUCUUGCCAGAUAUUGCUAUAUCUGGGCACAGUCCCCCUUCCAAAACCAGACAGCCAGAGGGUUCAGCCCCAGGCACCCAACAGGAGAAGCAGAACCAACUUUAAGGUGAACAAGAUAACAUGAGGCGAGCAGAGUUGUUUGCUUACAGCACAGCCAUGGCAAUUCCUGUGUGCAGACAGACACCUACAGAUGGAAAGGUGAGGUUCUAUGUACCUACCAGGGGAUUAUAGCAGGCUGGCAGCAAGAAGUCCGGUGUGUGCUGCAUGUUUUCUUGUCCAUCUGUCAGCACUCAGCAGCACUGUCUGCCUGGAAGCUGCUGCUGGGCUGGGCACUGCCCAGAGACCCACGGUUUUGGCAUGAGGUCCUCCACAAGGGAAGAGAGGGACAGAAAGGGAAGAGUGCUUUUGAAAAUACAACCUAAAAAGUACCAACAGUCAGAGCAAGCACCCCUGGAAGUCAUUUUAACAAGCGAAUGCUUUCACUGAUCCACCACCAGACUCCAUUCUCUAUAAAAGUGGCUCUUCCCACCCGGGACACGAAGGGUUAUGUGAGCUUCCUGGAAAAAUAAAUUAAUGACAGAAAGCAGUAAAACCCUCUUUCACACAGCAAUAAAGAUCUGAGCGAGGAUGACAAUGCAGGCACAAGGCACAGUUCAGCUUGCCGGCAUGGAGGGACACCAGAAGCAUCACCUCCCCACGCAGGGCGGGCUCCCCCCAUUGCAUCAGCUCUGGGAAAGCACACUUUGAUCCUCAGCACUAUUUACUGGAGGGAAAUGGGAGUCCUCCUUCCACACCAGCACUCUGUUUCCCCCCCCCCAGCCUGACGUCACCACACCUAUCCCAUAAUAAAGCUGUGAUUCAGGCUGAUUAUUUCGAGAGAAAACCUCAAGUAAAUACGCUCUCCCACAGAAACACACUUUCCUUAUUACAACUGUUCUACCUGAUUAGAGCUCUCAGUUCUCUCCAUCCCCUAAAAUCUCUCUCCUCUUCACCUCCCUCCAACUUUUUCCCCUCUAAUUGCUCUCCUCGGCUCUUUGAGGGAUCAACCGUGCUGUCACAGGCUGGGGCUGACAUUUCGUCCGCCCGUGCUGAUAUUUCAGAAGGCUGCUUUAAUGCACAGGUAACCAGCUGGGCUUAAGAGGUUGUUCACCAGGAAGAUCAUUUAUGCAUUUACUUAAACUCAGCAGAGAAUUUUGCUCAGUGGCCCACAGCAGUAUGAGAUAGGGUUGUCAUCUCAAUAGACCCUGGAAGCUAAGCAGCCUGAGAUGGAUGCAAAUGACUUCGGACUGCAGCUGAAUGGAAAGCAGAUUAUCCAUCUUUCACGAAGUCCUAAGAUCUGCCCUGCCUUGAAAACACUGUCACUUUAACCCAGAAUUUGCUCUGCCAUAGAGCAAAAGAGGCUCCUUAAAGAUGUUCAGGUGAACAGGCUUGAUUUGACUGCUUCCAGAUGGCAGUGCUGGCCUCAGUGCAACCAGUGCAGGGGUGCAGGCACCACAGCUUCGAACUAUGGCACCCAUCAGACACACACGAUGCCCACAGUUUGCAGUUAAACUGGCCCACAGUCAGGUAUUGCAAUGGAAAACCUCCAAGAAGCACCACUGCUUUUCAGCCAAAGGUCUGAUUUUGCAGAAAGUGCAUUUUUUACCAGAAAUCCAUUUUGCUGACGAACUCCCCACACAAUCAGCUGCAGAGUCAGCUGUCUCCUAUGGAAGCCCAUGCCAGGCAGCAGCGGGGGCCGUGCCCAAGGCAAGUCACAGCAGGAGCUGGGGGUGACCCAGCGGAGGGGUUUCCCUCCCUGUAUAGACACAAAGUGUGGGAUUUCCGUUUGUUUUCCCCAGCCUACCCCCAAAAAGCGCUCCCUUCCCCAUCCUUUCCACCUGGCUAUUUGCUAUCUAGUCCAUGACCUCACCAGGUCUCAUUAAACAUUGUCCUGUAUGUGAUGUUGGCUACCUCUUUCUCAGCCCACUUUACCUCUUUUCUUUAUUCCGUCUUCAUCUUUCUUCAAACCCCAGUGGAAAAAAAAAUCUCUUUCUUCUCCCUUGUCUAUUUUUCUUAAAUAAUAAAUACUAGCAGAAGAGAGUACAAUUGACUGGAGAGCUCUAUUAUCUAACUCUGCGAGGUGUCUGGGAAUAAGGUUGGGAUGCACAAUGUGCUGCCUAAACCCUAUCUGUGGAGACAAUAUUAGUCCCGGGGCCUCUGGAUGGAAGACGAACUUGGGUUUUACAGGCCUGGACAUCUUUAUUAUUCAGCACGGUGAUGCUAACCACCAUCGCCCGGCAGGAGGCAUGUAGCAAACGCCAGGAAUACGAAUGAGCAGAGAAACCUGCCUGGAAGCCUUCACUCCGCACCUGACGCACACAGAAUGGACGUCAAGCCAUUUAGGGGAGCCUUCAUCACUAAUAAAUGUUUUCUCCACCAUCCUAGAGCUGUCUCCUUGGAUUAUUUUACACAUAAUGAAGAGCCAAGGUUCAUUUUAACAUUUGGUGCCUGUUAGCCAAAUUUUCCCUCCCCACCUCUUUGGGUGAUUAAACAUUUAUCGUUUGUAAUGUAUCGCUCCCAUUUCGCUAUGUCUCUCUUUGUAGCAGGGCUCCUUCAUUUACUGAGAAAAUGACCUGAGCGACUGUGAAAGAAGAUCUAAGAGGCGCUGAAACGUGGCCAGAUGGAGAUGGAACAGCUGGGGAGAAUGAAGUUAUGGAGAUGCAGAGUUGCCAAGGAGGGGAGCACGGUGGUGUGGAUGUGUGCACACGCACGCACACGCACGCAUGUUGAUCUGGCUCUUCGCCUUCCCUCAGUGAACUGAGGAACCAAGCAAGGACAGCCAGCCCCACAGAGGCACGUGGAGAUGGGGACCAGCAUCAUGAUGGGCAGCAGAAAGAAAACAAGGAGAUGUACUAUAGAAAGUGAGAGGAAGGCUUGUCUCUGAGCCAAAGAUACUCCUUGGCACGGGCGUCCAAAUUCAUGACUCCCUCCCCGAGAUGCCAGAGACCUGGUGAUGCAGGACCAGCCUCAGCCACCCAGGCCUUGAGAGCAGCCCCUGGCCGGUGGCUGCCGAGCCCCUUGGGCACCGAGGUCCACAUUCACCACGGACACUUCCCCCCGCAGCUCCAAGCCAUGAGGAGAAGAGAGAGACAAAUGAAGUUGCCGAAGGAGCUCUAACCCACGUCUUCCCGGCCCCUGCCUCUCCCCCUGCUUCCAGCAGACCAGGAACCCCUUCUCCAUGCCACCCUUCCAGAUGGCAGGUCGCCGGUGGGCUGCGACGUCAGCCUUCUGCAUGUGCGUGGCAGCCGUCUCUCUCCUGCACACUGGCGGGGUGCGGGCAGACUGCUGGCUCAUCGAGGGGGACAAGGGUUUUGUCUGGCUGGCCAUCUGCAGCCAAAAUCAGCCCCCCUACGAGUCCAUCCCCCAGCAAAUCAACAGCACCAUCGUGGACUUGCGGCUGAACGACAACAAGAUCAAGAGCGUGCAGUACGCCUCGCUCAGCCGCUUUGGCAACCUGACAUACCUCAACCUGACGAAGAACGAGAUCUCCUACAUCGAGGACGGUGCCUUUUCAGGACAGUUCAACCUCCAGGUGCUGCAGCUGGGUUACAACCGCCUGAGGAACCUCACCGAGGGCAUCCUCCGGGGUCUGGGGAAGCUGGAGUACCUCUAUCUCCAGGCCAACCUCAUUGAGUCCGUCACCCCCAAUGCCUUCUGGGAGUGUCCCAACAUAGUGAACAUUGACCUGUCCAUGAACAGGAUCCAGAGACUUGACAGCAACACUUUUAGGGGCUUAAACAAGCUCUCUGUCUGUGAACUCUACAGCAACCCCUUCUACUGCUCCUGCGAGCUCCUUGGCUUCCUGCAAUGGCUGGAGGCCUUCACCAACAUGACACGCACGUACGAUCGGAUGCAGUGUGACUCCCCACCAGACUACACGGGCUACUACUUGUUAGGCCAAGGCCGGACUGGCUACCGCAAUGCUCUGAGCAUGCUCUCUUCCCUUUGCACCGGUGGUUCCUACACUGUGAUCCCUCGUUUUAUCCCUCCCCGGUACCAAGUGACCACAGUGCCCUCUGAAAGCCCGUGCUCCGAGGAGGAGUGCUCCUCUGGUGAUGGCACCACCCCACAGUUCUCCCUCUUCACGCCCAUCGGUGAGACGGAGGUGCGGCCGAACAUCCAAGUGAAGCACCUUAACCACAACUCGGCUGUCCUCACCGUACAGAUCCCCUACCCCUUCAGCAAGAUGUAUAUCCUCUCCCAGUUUGAAAACGGUUUCUCCUCCAUGAUCACCAAGCUCAGGAAGAAGGAGGAGAACAUCACCGUGAGCAACCUAGUAGCACAAAGAGAUUACACCUACUGUGUGGUCUCCGUCCACCAAUACUCCAAGUACAACCACACCUGUGUCACCAUCACGCCCACCAGACCCAACCGAAAGGAGCCGGUGCCCACUCCUUCCACUGCCACUCAUUACAUCAUGACAAUCCUGGGCUGUCUUUUUGGCAUGGUGAUCGUCCUGGGUGUUGUCUAUUAUUGUCUCCGAAAGAGACGCCAGCAGGAGGAGAAGCACAAAAAGGCUGCCAGCGGCAUGAAGAAGACCAUCAUUGAACUGAAGUAUGGGCCAGAAAUGGAGACCACCAGCAUCACCCAGUUGUCCCAGGGACAGAUGCUGGGUGGGGAGACCGUGACCCGCAUCCCCUACCUGCCUUCUGCUGGUGAGGUUGAGCAGUACAAGCUCAUUGACAGCAGUGAGACCCCCAAGGCCACCAAAGGCAACUACAUGGAGGUGAGGACAGGGGAGCAGCCAGAGAGGAGAGACUGCGAGCUGUCUCUGGCACCGGACACCCAGAGCUCCGUGGCUGAGAUCUCCACCAUUGCCAAGGAGGUGGACAAGGUGAACCAGAUCAUCAACAACUGCAUCGAUGCCUUGAAAUCUGAGUCCACCUCCUUCCAAGGGGUGAAAUCGGGGGCAGUCUCCACAGUGGAGCCUCAGCUGGUGCUCUUAUCAGAGCAGAUCCCCAGCAAGCACGGAUUCCUCUCCCCUGUCUACAAGGAAAGCUACAACCACCCCCUCCAGCGACACCACAGCAUGGAGGCAGCCCCCAAACGCUCCAGCACUUCUUCCAGUGGCUCCAUACGGAGCCCCAGGUCCUACCGCUCCGAGGGAUCGGGCCACAAAUCAGAAGCCAAAUACAUCGAGAAGACGUCCCCCACCACCGACACCAUCCUCACUGUGACACCGGCCGCGGCCAUCCUGCGGGCAGAGGCGGAGAAGAUCCGGCAGUACAGCGAACACCGGCACUCAUACCCUGGCUCGCACCAAGGGGAGCAGCACGACAGCAUGGCGGGGCGAAAGCCUUCCAUCCUGGAGCCUCUGACCCGGCCUCGCCCCAGAGACCUGGCCUAUUCCCAGCUCUCGCCGCAAUACCACAACCUGAGCUACACCUCCAGCCCAGAGUACACCUGCAAACCAUCGCACAGCAUCUGGGAACGCUUCAAACUCAACCGCAAGCGGCACAAAGACGAGGAGGAAUAUAUGGCAGCCGGCCAUGCCCUGCGCAAAAAGGUCCAGUUUGCCAAAGACGAGGAUCUUCACGACAUCUUAGACUACUGGAAGGGCGUCUCUGCCCAGCAAAAGUCCUGAGUCCUCACACAACUCGUGACUUAAAGUAACUGGACCAAAAGAAAUCCGCAGCAGCUAUUUUUAUUCAGACAGUCUUUGAAACAAACAAACAAAGAAAAAAAAAAAGAUCAUAAACAAAACAAUAAAGAUAGAGAACAAAUUAUGAAAAAUCUAUACAUAUUCUAUAUAAUAUAUAAAGCGAGAUAUUGAAACGUCCUCACAUUGGUGAGACACACACCAAAUCUGAACACAAACUUUACAAAACAAACUGUGGAGUGAAAAAAUAAAAAGUUUCGUUUCAUUCUGACUUUUUUUUUUAAAAAAAAAGGAAAAAAAAAAAAAGAAAAAAUCAAAUAUGAAAAGAAAGAGGAGCAGCGGGCAGAGAGCGGAGGUCUGGUGUUCCCCAGUACUGCAUUGCAUGAGUCCCUAUUCCGUGAUUUUGUGGAUUCUUUGUGAACAGUUUGUGUUCUUUCUUCCUACCCUUCCAAAAAUCAACAGCAACAAAAACAGCAACAAAAAACCAAAAAGAGACCAGAAGGAGAUCCAUCCUUUGGGCUGUUUUUGCAAACGGAGUCUUCCAGUUUAGACUUUCACCCAGUUGAAGGCCCGUUCACAUUUUCACUCACUGAGAGGUUUUACCACACAUUGCAUUGUAAACCGAAGUCGUUAAUUGUACAGAGAAAAUUUCUAUAUUUGCAAUGUUUGCUGUAUAAUGAGAAAGAGAGAGGAGAAAAAAAAAACAAUACUACAUCUACUAAAAAUAUAUAUAUAUAUAUCUCUA